Messenger RNA from Darwinula stevensoni, 3026 nucleotides. NCBI's taxonomy places the organism in Eukaryota, Metazoa, Arthropoda, Ostracoda, Podocopida, Darwinulidae. The record is from the annotation of a GenBank genome assembly.
CCAACAUGGCCGCUGGUGCUUCGCUUUCCUUUUUUUCUCCCUCCUUUUGUCCCAUGGACAGGAUCCUAGAGCCAAAGGGGUAAGGGGAGAGGAUCGGUAUGUCGAAUCCAAGGAAAUUCAGUGAAAAGAUUGCAGUGCAACUCCAAAGACAAGCUGAAGCAACGGCUGUCAUCGAUGAAGUCCUGCGGGAUAUCAGGGAGGUUACUCAAACAAGGGGGACAAAUGCUUUCAGACAGCCUAUCCCACAAGAUAGACCCAGCAAUCAUCUACAACCCCAGUUCCCGUACCCAAGAGGCAGUUCACUCCCAAACAUCAGCCAGAUGUCUGCCAACCCAGUGUCAACAGAAUAUUCAAAUGUACAUGGGUUCACCCUUUCCCACGUGCCAGAAGGAGCCCAAGCUAUCCUGCAAGUGGACUGCCAGCACAUCCCCAAUCACAGACGUGGUGGAGGGGGGCCGCUCAGACACAGUCCCACUGACAAGCGUAUUGUGUCCUCUCCAUACGGAAGUCUCAUCAAUCAUGGGACAUAUCUGUCCCCGCCGUUGGAAAGCACCUGGGCAAGAAGGGCCAGUUCAGACUCAGCCCUCCAUCAGACAUCAAUGGGUCCCGAUCAGUCUUUACCUGGCAUCCUUUGUACUUCCAGCUCAUCGCGGACAUGCCCAAAGAGAGGGCAUCCACAACCCAUGGAGAUUGUUGGCAAGUCUCCUGUCCACUCCUUCCCCAGAACUUCUAGUCAACAAUCCAACACCAGUGGUCUCCACCUGGGGCGAGUGGAGAUAAUGGAGGGAGAGGCUGGAAAGAACUCCACCAUGGGAAUGGGGAUGGGGGAACCCGGCGGGUCUCUUCCCGAUCUCACUUCGAUACACAUGCCGUCCCCGCUCACGACGCCCAUAGAUGUUGACUUGGACUGCCAGAAUCCCCGUGGCUCUCAGAGCUACAACCCUAGUCCAGUAGGACCUUCAAGCCCACUAACAUUUGGAUCCCAGAAUAAUUACGGAGGAAAUGGGAGAUUCAUGGUGGGACAGGUGAGCCCAUCAUCCAACCAAUCUGAUGACAUUGUCGUCCGCCGUAAUGCCAAUCUUCCUCCCCUUAGAACUCCACAGGGCACCGGAAUGUGUGGGAAUGGUACAAAGCCUGAGGCAUUCCAUGGGGCAUCGCCAUCGGGUACACCCACAUACACUCAGUCUCAGUUGCCUCUGACCAUGAUCUCAUCUUCUCCCCCCGCUUCCACCGUAUCUGGCUAUCGAGUUAACACAAGUCCCAGUAGCCCUUCUGGACGGGGAUCGACCCCACAGAGUCCACACAGCAGUGCAGGGAGUCCGUAUUCUGCUGGAGCCCCCCCAUCCCCUGUGACGACCUCGACUGCACCCCAGAUGUUCUUCUCCCUGCCUCAUUCAGUGUCUGUCUCCAUUUCUUCCUCUGCAUUGCCAUCGUCUUCACACCAGCAGCAGACCAUCUCCUUGCAGCAGCAUCUUGAACAGUGCAAAAUGAAUGAUGCAAACUCAACACCGAGUUCAUUACCUCUUCACUAUCCUCGGGGAUAUGUAGCACAGCAAGCUCGACAACAGGGAAACGAGGAUGAUUUACGAGCAAGACGAAUAGCUCUCCUGCUGAGGAAUCGUGCUCUUAAUACACUUCGAGGAUUGCGUGCACCGUUUCCACUGAGACGUCUUCCACCCCUCAUUGACGAUGUCUUCCCCCAUCAGCAAAUUCCUCAAGAGGGGGGAGCUGAAGAGGUUAUAGUUGAGCAACCAGACAGCAAUCCAGAAAGUGUACAGGUGAGUGACAUGUUGAAUGAACUGCGGACUCAAGUACGGAUCUUAAUGGAUUCUAUACGGAACUCAGUGAUCGAUGAAGAAGUUAUGCCUGUGAUCUUGAGCUCUUUGGAGCGCUCAGAAGCUGCUCUUGGUCGAGCAAUUCAACGCUAUGAAGUUCUGAUGGAACGUUUGCAACGUCACCAGGCAGCUCGACUCAGUUCAGCCUUGCACUUAUUCAGGUCUCUUCAGGCUGAGUUCAGGCAUUUGGUAGACUCUCGAGAUACCUCUGCAUCUGGCAUGCGCUUAGCCCGCUUUCAUGUGAGCAUGACAACUCGUUUGAUAGACCUAAUCAUUGUCCUCCUGCAAGCCAGGUCUCAUCUUGAUGUCAUGCAACAGUCAAUGCAAGGUAAUCAUGAUGGUGAAAAUGAAGACCCCAUACGAGUUCAAUUUGAUGGCGAUCGUGAAUCACACGAUGGAGAAGAACCAGAGGAAAUCACAAUUGAAGUCCCAUUACCUGCUCUACGAAGGCCCCCACUUGUGCGCCAAAACCCUGUCAUUGCCGAUGAGGUUGAUGAUGUUGACAUUGCCCGGGCCCCUAGGGACCUUCCUAAUCUGGUGCCAAUUGGAGGCAUAGGAGGUGGAGGAAUAGUAUCUCAUCGGAUUCAGAUGUGGGAUCUGAGUCCAGGUCAUCCUCUUCCUCCGAUUCAUCUGCAGGAAAAGAAUGUGGUGAUAAAAUGUUGUCAGUUGUACAAUGAUGCAAGUAUUGACAUUUCAUCAGAUGGCAACAUGCUAGUUGCCAUCUCCCAGGACUGUGGUUACCCCCGACUCUCUGUCUUCCGGGUUCAUAGUUUACGUCUGGAGGAUUUGGGAGUCUGUCUCCAUGUCUUUCACACUCGUGUGAAUGCUGUCUCCAUUGGAUUUUCCCCCCUGUCGCGUUACAUCAUUAUUGGCCUGGAGAACCGAAGACCUCUCUUCCAAAUUGAUGAUGACAAUGGACCUGCAGUAAUGGCUCUUUUGCUCAAGCUGACAACACCGGAAGAAGGGAAAACUGAAAAAUCCAUGACAAUAAUGAAAAGCUACUCCAAGGUGGCCAACUCCAUCAUCAUCUACAUAUCCGAGGCUCAUCCAAGGGACUCUGGUGAUCUCAUAGAAAAUCUUCCUAUUGACACUCACAAGAAAUUGCUGGUUUUUGAUGGCUCUGAUUUCCAGCUGGAUUUAAUGGUUCCAGCUGGAAUCAAAUAUACCCUGGAUAUUACCAAUGGAGUAACC